AGAAGGUCAAAAUUGAAACAGCUGCUACUGCAGUGAACAAGAAGUUGACAAACGCGAUGUGCAGGCACAGAGGGAAGUGAGCACAGCAAUUUGUGCAGCCGAGUACGAGGUAGGGCUGGUGAAGGGAUAUCCAUGUCAUAAUUGUUGGAAGGAAAAAAAGGGGAUCAUCGCUGAGCAGCGGAUUUAGGUUCACCUGACGGACAUUAGAUGCCGGCGAUAUAGUCCUUUCGGUACCAAUGGGGUUGAAGACAGAAGAAGCGAAUUGCCAGACACAGUUUGAAGCAGCUGUUCAGGUCAUUCAAGGCUUGCCCAGGAAUGCUUCCUAUCGGCCUUCGUAUGAAGAAAUGCUACGUUUUUAUGGUUACUACAAGCAAGCAACAAUGGGUCAAUGCCAGAUCCCAAGGCCAGGAUUUUGGGAUCCUAUUGGCAGAUAUAAAUGGGAUGCCUGGAAAAGCUUGGGAAAAAUGACCAAAGAGGAAGCCAUGGCUGCUUAUAUUAUGGAAAUGAAGAAGGCAGCCCAGAAGACUUUCUGGCAGGUGAUCAACACUGUGCCGAUGGACAAAUCUUCGGAGGAUAUGUUUGUAUACUUUGAACCCCUCUAUGAAGUGAUCCAUGAUAUGCCCAGACCGCCCGAAUCCUUCUUCAAGAAAAAAUCAGUUAAUCCAGACUCAGAGACUGCGUCUUUGCAAAACAGUUCAUUAGAUGGACUUGCUGAAAUCUGUCCAAAUUCACCAGUAUAUGAAGAGUGGAAGCAAACAGGAUCUGGCCUUACCAACAAAGCUAUAAAGAGCAGCCAGGUGACAAAUGAUUCAGAGAAUGGGGUGUUCUGUGAUACCCUAGAACAGGUGGAGACUCACCAGGCCAGAAGGCUAUCAGCCAAACAAAGCUUUCCCUUGAGCAACCCUCCCAGGAAUCAAGCUACAGAGAAAACAGGAUCUUCAAUGGAUCUUUUGGGUUCAUCUCAUCUUAUACACCUGCAGACUGGCCUACCUGAGAUCAGCCAAAACCCUGAAGCCACCAGGGAGAGCCAGAUAAAUGUCUUGACCCAGAAGGACAUGACCUUGCAGGUGAUGAACACCAUUCAAGCUUUGCAGCAGGAUAUGAAAAAAGUGAUGGAAAGACUCAAAUGUUUGGAAUCAUGGGCAGCUUUGCAGCCCCAUACGUCCAUGUUGAAACCUUGCCCUCCAUCCAAAGUACCUGAUACAAAGGACCUGCCAAGUUGGCCUGUACAUCUGUCUCCUCAUACCUGGCUUUUCUUGCUGGCUUGGCCUUUUGUUGUCCAGUGGCUGCUUUGGUACUUCCAGAGACAGAAGCGAUGAAUCCCUUAUUGUCAUUUAAUAAUAGUCAGGGAGAAAAACCUCCUGAAAAUGCCUCAAAAGUUGGGUUUGAACUUCAAACAUCGGACUCCUACCAUUUACCAUGCUUUUUCAUAUUUAUCAAUCUAUCUUGCUACAAUCCUGUGGUUGAGAGUGGAAGAUACUUUAAUUUUCUACAACUAAAUGUAAACUAAAGAUAAAGGUGAGUAUAAAGAAAAAUUUAAGUACAGAUCCUUAUUCCAUCAGCAUGAAGAAAGGUGCAAAAGGAAAUUGAUGCUUUGACAAUAUAUAUCCCGAUAAGCCAAUGGACUUUAACUUUGUGGUGGUUUUCUAAAAAAGGAAUCUUGAACUCUGCUUUGAUUCUGAAAUUGAAUGGCAUGGGAAUGGUAAACAAACUUUUAACUAGUCCAGGAAAGGAACAUUUCUGCUACCAGCUCCCCAAUAUGUAAGGAGCAAUGAAUGUGACAAUGUCUUUUUUUUUGUCGCAGACAAAAAAUUAUUAUAGCUUAAAACUAUAAACUAAAUUAUAGCUGUGGAAAAUAGUUUCAUAUUAAAUAAACUGUGGUGUCUUUAUUUGUCUAUAACACCUACUUGUUCAAAAACAAAACAAAAUAAAAAAAUAAUUCCUAAGAAGA
Thamnophis sirtalis is the source of this 1951-nucleotide messenger RNA. NCBI's taxonomy places the organism in Eukaryota, Metazoa, Chordata, Lepidosauria, Squamata, Natricidae. The record is from RefSeq and is a predicted model, not a curated record.